Molecule: messenger RNA, 1008 nt
Organism: Drosophila subobscura
Lineage: Eukaryota; Metazoa; Arthropoda; Insecta; Diptera; Drosophilidae
Product: salivary glue protein Sgs-3-like
Exons: 3
Coding region: 1-783 (260 amino acids)
Source: RefSeq, a predicted model, not a curated record
AUGAUACCAUUUCCCUACCGCGCUGCGCGUUAUCAAUUGUUUGCAGAUCUCCCAUUUGUGUGUGUUUCCUUUCACAGGCGCUACAAACUGCAUCCACAGAAGCAACGCUCCAAGUACAUCUGCAAGCCAGAGGCCGUGGUCGAGGCUGGUAACCAUUUCGUGUGGGAGUUUUCACCGGGCAAGGUGUCCCUCAAUGUGCCGCCCAAGGAGGCCAUUUUACAGCAUUAUCGAGUGUGCGAAUUCGGUGGCAAUGACUGCAUUAAAGCCCCAUCCGUGGUAGAUCGUACUACCUCCAAGUAUGUAAAUCGCUUGGUUCAGCGUGUGGACGCCGUGUACCGGCAUCUGCGUCAGCGCUGCGAUCUGCCGGCCCUGCCAACGCUGCCUAAUCCUGAACCCAAGGAGGCCGAUGCUCCGCUCGAGAUUCAGCCGAAAGAGAAUCCAAAGCUACUGCAUCACAUACGGCAACUGAAUGCACAGGACACUCGAGAGACUCGAGUGAGUGCAACAACGAAGACAGCCCCAACCAGAGCCACAACGACUACAACGACUACAACGACAACAAGAACGACGACGACAACAACAACAACGACAACGAAGAGAUCGGAAGAGAGGAAAGAGAAACCCAACCCAAAGCCAGUGCCAGUGCCGAGCAGCACGACAGGCACCACGGCACCCCCGAAGCAACCGAGUCCGCAGUCAUCCAAUGUGCGCAAGAAACGGAAGUUGAUCGUGUUCGAAGUCAACGACUUUGGGGUACCCGUGGCCAGAGUGGAGUAUCAAUGAGUGCGAGACUUGGCAGGCAACAUUUAGCCACAGUCUACGCUUUCAUUACUGUGCCAACUAAGUGCAGUCUGGCAGUCCCUUUAGGUUGUGCUUCAGUGCGGUUGUUCGACUUACAUUAACCCAUUGCCAACAUGCUCAAAAACAAAAAGCAAAACAAAUGCAGUCUACACCAUGAUUUGCUCACCUUGAAAAGAAAACGAAAGAAAAAGAAAAGUUUAACCGAAG